Molecule: messenger RNA, 369 nt
Organism: Solea senegalensis (Senegalese sole)
Lineage: Eukaryota; Metazoa; Chordata; Actinopteri; Pleuronectiformes; Soleidae
Product: agouti related neuropeptide
Exons: 2
Biological process (GO): neuropeptide signaling pathway; positive regulation of feeding behavior; adult feeding behavior
Cellular component (GO): extracellular region
Molecular function (GO): neuropeptide hormone activity; type 1 melanocortin receptor binding
Source: RefSeq, a predicted model, not a curated record
UUCUCACACACCCCCAUCCAAAACCCCGCCCUCCUGCGUGUGGACUCAGUGGAGGAUCACUUCCUGUUGGAUGCAGGCUCCUACGAUGAGGACUCGGCUUCGCUGCAGCUUCAGGGUCGAGCAAUGCGCUCCCCGCGCCGCUGCAUCCCUCAUCAGCAGUCGUGUCUGGGUUACCCGCUGCCCUGCUGCGACCCCUGUGACACCUGCUACUGCCGCUUCUUCAAUGCCAUCUGCUACUGUCGUAGAGUCGGCCACGCCUGCUCUCCUCCACGCACCUGACCUCCACGCAUCUGACCUCCAUGCAGAGCAGGAAACACCAGGACAUCAGUGCGUGUAAAAUGUCUUCUUUUUGUAAUCAAUAAAUGACAA